This is a messenger RNA of Xenia sp. Carnegie-2017, 1965 nucleotides long. RefSeq names its product kynurenine 3-monooxygenase-like. Gene Ontology annotation, molecular function: NAD(P)H oxidase H2O2-forming activity; FAD binding; kynurenine 3-monooxygenase activity. The coding region runs from base 305 to 1660 and encodes 451 amino acids. The record is from RefSeq and is a predicted model, not a curated record. The transcript has 17 exons. Gene Ontology annotation, cellular component: mitochondrial outer membrane. Gene Ontology annotation, biological process: L-tryptophan catabolic process; quinolinate biosynthetic process; NAD+ metabolic process. NCBI's taxonomy places the organism in Eukaryota, Metazoa, Cnidaria, Anthozoa, Malacalcyonacea, Xeniidae.
UCUUUACUUUGCCUUUCAGAAAUACUUGAAAUGUGAGCGGUUUUUUGUUCUUCCAUGCUUUAAUUUGGUGCCAUUUACUUAUCAGUGUGACAUCCAAUGUUAAUGUUAAACGUCAAUGCAAAUAGACCAAAAUCAGCGAAUGAACUUCAUCACAUAACCGAAGUGCAUCAGCGAAAAGCUAUUUAAACUGUGUGCCGAACAAUAUUACAACUUCCAAACCGUUGUCUACAACGAAUCAUGGUUUAAAGUAUUACAACACAAACGCAAAUUGGUAAAAAGCAACGAACACAGUGCGUGCGACACAAUGGAAGCGGGAAGUGGAGGUGAAAUUGACAAAGGAUCCAUCUCCAUUGUUGGUGCUGGCUUGGUCGGAACACUCAAUGCCAUAUAUCUUUCUAAACGGGGCUAUAACGUAAACGUUUUCGAAGCAAGGGAAGAUAUCAGAAAACAGAAAUUCUUUGAAGGCAGGAGCAUUAAUUUAUCUUUGGCGACCCGCGGUCAGGAGGCUUUGGAAAAGGCGGGAGUAGUUGGACCGGUAAUGGAUGAAGGACUGCCCAUGUAUGGACGUUACAUUCAUGAAGCAAGUGGAAAAACAAAAAUCAUGAGUUAUGGUAGUCAUGGAGAGCGCUUGUACUCGAUAAAUAGAAGAACCUUAAACGAAUAUUUGCUUACCGAAGCAGAAAGUCUUCCAAAUGUUCAUUUUUAUUUCGAGCACAAACUGACAUCAAUAGAUUUCGAAGAAACAUUACUCGUUUUUACAAGGCCAGAUCAAACUACUUUUACAGUUCAGAGCAAAGCCAUUUUUGGGAACGAUGGAGCUUAUUCGCUUAUUCGUCGGGAGAUGUCAAAACAACCUUGGUACAAUUAUAAACAGGAAUAUAUCGCUCAUGGCUAUCAGGAACUUUGUAUUCCUUCAAAUGAAGGCGAGUAUAAGAUAGAUCCCAAUUUCCUUCACGUGUGGCCACGUGAUUCCUUCAUGUUGAUUGCAAUGCCAAAUGGGGACGGCUCAUUCAAUUGUACGCUUAUUAUGCCAUGCAAAAUGUUUGAUGAUUUAAAAACAGAGGAUGAGGUUCUGAAGUUUUUUAAGAUUCAUUUUCAAGAUUUGAUUCUUCUGAUGGGCGAAAAGCAACUUGUAGAGAAGUUUUUCUCUUGUCCUCCGUCUCCUAUGGUGUCGGUAAAGUGCAGUCCAUAUCAUAUUAAAGAUAAAGUUCUCAUCAUGGGUGAUGCUGCUCAUGCUAUGGUACCUUUCUAUGGUCAAGGAAUGAACUGUGCGUUUGAAGAUUGUUUGAUUUUAAACGACCUUCUGGAUAUCUACAAUGACGAUUUUGGUAAAGCAUUUGAACAGUUUACUAUAACUCGAUGUCCUGAUGCACAUGCUAUUUGCGAUCUAUCGUACUACAACUAUGUUGAGAUGCGAAAGUUGCUCAACACUCGCGUUUUCUUCUUGAAAACGUUCUUAAUAAAAGUACUGAAUCGUUUGAUGCCUCGCACUUUCAUACCACUUGUUAACAUGGUCGCCUUUUCAAGGAUACCUUAUCACGAAGCUGUAGUGAGAUGGAACUGGCAAGAAAAGAUGGUGACAAGAUUGAGCUGGAUUUCGCUGGGAAUACCAGUGAUGGCUGCGAGUGCUAUUGCCAUAAAGAAAUAUAUUUAUAAUUAAUACAUAAAGCAUUGGCCAUAAACUAAAAAGCUACACAAUCUGACAAUCACGGCUAUUAAAGGGAACUUGUUUUUUAUUUAUAGACAACUUAGAACCAUUUACAAUUUAGCUAGAAUCCGUAUACUUAAUUGAUAAUUCCAAUGCUGACUCCUACAACUUUUGUCACUUUAACACAUUAUAUAUAACAUUUAAAUACGUGGGGUUGAUGCCUGUCUUGAUAGUUAAAUUAGUAGUUUUUAUAACUUAGAUAAUGUAAUUAAGUCUGAAUAAUAUAAACUGAAUAAAUGUGAAUAAAUUGCGCAACA